Messenger RNA from Linum trigynum, 888 nucleotides. The record is from the annotation of a GenBank genome assembly. NCBI's taxonomy places the organism in Eukaryota, Viridiplantae, Streptophyta, Magnoliopsida, Malpighiales, Linaceae.
AUGGGUGUAAUCAUCCGGAAAAUCUCCCGGGUUGACCUCAAGUGGAACGUCCUCGACCGCGUCUCUGUUUUCCGCCAGUUCUUCGAGCUCUUAUGGGACAGGAUUCUCGCCUGUUCGAUUGGUAAGCCGCCCGCCAAGUACCGCCGUUUGACUCGCCCGGGCGCUGCAACUUCGUUUUCUACUUCUUCUUCUUCUUCUUCUUCUUCUUCUUACUCCUCUUCCCCUUCUUGCGGCGGCCCCAACGACGAUUACGGUGCUGUGACUUUCGUUGAGGCGUGCACGACGAGUGGAAGCGGCGAGUUGGAAUCUUCCAACUCGGAUUUGGUGCCGCUGAAGAUCAGCCUGUUGGGUGAUUGCCAAAUCGGGAAAACGAGCUUCGUGGUCAAGUAUGUUGGGGAUGAACAAGAGAAGGAGAGCCUGGAAAUGGCUGGAUUGAAUUUGAUGCACAAGACAUUGUUCGUUCAAGAUGCCAGGAUUUCAUUCAGCAUAUGGGAUGUUGGAGGGGAUAGCAGGUCGUUUGAUCAAGUCCCCAUUGCCUGUAAAGAUGCAGUUGCAAUUCUUUUCAUGUUUGAUCUCACCAGCAGAUGCACACUCGACAGCGUUGCUGGAUGGUACAGUGAAGCCAGGAAAUGGAACCAGACGGCUAUACCAAUCCUGAUCGGGACUAAAUUUGACGAUUUCGUCCGGCUACCUCCAAAUCUACAGUGGACUAUAGCAACCCAGGCAAGGGCAUACGCAAGAGCGAUGAAGGCGACGCUGUUCUUCUCAAGUGCGCAGCACAACAUAAAUGUGAACAAGAUCUUCAAGUUCAUCGCUGCAAAGGUGUUUAACUUGCCAUGGACGCUUGACAGGAACCUCACCAUUGGGGAGCCCAUUAUUGACUUCUAA